CUUACAUCAGUUGCAGACGACAAACGUCGACAGAAUAUCACAAAAUGGCCUGAUAAGAUUGUCCAAUUUUAUAGUAUUUUAGUGUUUUAUACAAUAUUUUUUGUAUUAGAAGACUGAUUCCCGGUUGCAUGAGGGCAGCUGCGGAGCUGCGUACGCUGCUCCACAAUAGGUAAACGUCGGGUUGCCAUGUCUCGAGCUCCGAACAACAACCUGGCCACUUACAAAUUGGUAGUGGUGGGGGACGGCGGUGUGGGGAAGAGUGCCAUCACUAUCCAAUUCUUCCAGAAGCUGUUUGUCACAGAUUACGAUCCGACUAUAGAAGACAGCUACAUCCAGCACAUAGAAGUGGAUGGUGUUAUGUGCAUUUUAGAUGUGCUGGACACAGCAGGACAGGAGGAGUUCAGUGCCAUGAGAGAACAGUACAUGCGGAAGGGUGAUGGGUUCAUGCUGGUCUACUCGGUCACAGACGAGCAGAGUUACGAGAACAUCGUCAACUUCCACACUCAGAUCCUUCGAGUCAAAGACAGAGACACUUAUCCCAUGCUGCUGGUGGCCAACAAGGUAGAUCUGGUUCACUUGCGCAAAGUGUCGGAGGAGCUGGGACGAGAGCUGGCGCACAGACUGGGGCUGGAAUCCUACAUAGAGACCAGCGCCAAGGACCCCCCUCUCAAUGUUGAUGCUGCCUUCCAAGAAAUAGUAAGAAUAAUUCGAAACCAGCCACCAGUAGAAGCAGAAAAAAGUCGGCAACGUCGUCGCUCAAAAAAAUGUAUUCUGCUGUAGAAACGUGCAACUCGGCAAACGCCUCUUCUACUGCCAACCAUUCCUGGUAUACAACAGUCAACUUCAUUUGUAUAUGAUACAUUCUGCAUCAUUCACAGUUCAGGACUCGCAAUGCUCCCACUCACGUGUGAGACGUGUGGAGUUUCUGGUCAAUUUUAAGGUUAUUGUGAACCUUCAGCUAAUUACUAAAUACUUUUUGUUUCUGAAGGUUAGGAGGCUAGAAAUUCUGAGGAUUACUUUUGCAUUCCUUACGUAUUGUCCCACUACUACGAUAAACUGGGGAAUAAAGAAUGGGAAAGGCAAACAUAAUGAAGAAACUUUCUGGUUCUGUAAUUAUCAUUAAGGGAAGUUGGGGAUUUUUCUUAAGCUAAUUUAUUGGUCUUUUGGUUUACCACUUAAAUCUUUGGAGGUUAACAUGUUAGACACCUAUCACAAACUUUAAACAAUUCUUAUAUCAUAUAUUAAUCACUUUCUUGUUCCCACUGUAGAUCAGAGUCAUAUAUUUGUGGCUUGUCGGUCCACAUUAUGGAUCAACG
Homalodisca vitripennis (glassy-winged sharpshooter) is the source of this 1316-nucleotide messenger RNA. RefSeq names its product ras-related protein M-Ras-like. The record is from RefSeq and is a predicted model, not a curated record. Gene Ontology annotation, biological process: signal transduction. Gene Ontology annotation, molecular function: GDP binding; GTPase activity; GTP binding. The coding region runs from base 187 to 780 and encodes 197 amino acids. Lineage: Eukaryota; Metazoa; Arthropoda; Insecta; Hemiptera; Cicadellidae. The transcript has 5 exons. Gene Ontology annotation, cellular component: plasma membrane.